Messenger RNA from Cynara cardunculus var. scolymus (artichoke), 1371 nucleotides. RefSeq names its product malonyl-coenzyme A:anthocyanin 3-O-glucoside-6''-O-malonyltransferase-like. The record is from RefSeq and is a predicted model, not a curated record. The transcript has a single exon. NCBI's taxonomy places the organism in Eukaryota, Viridiplantae, Streptophyta, Magnoliopsida, Asterales, Asteraceae. Bases 1 to 1371 code for a protein of 456 amino acids.
AUGGCUUCCGAUCCCAUUUUAACAGUCAUUGAACACUCUCAAAUAUCACCACCGCCGGUCACCGUUGCACCCUGUUCACUUCCGCUUACUUUCUUCGACCUCACAUGGCUGCUCUUCCCUCCCGUCCACCAUCUUUUCUUCUACCACUUCCCUCACUCUAAAUCCCAUUUCAUACAAACCCUUCUUCCCAAUAUUAAACACUCCUUAUCCCUCGCUCUUCGACAUUUCUUCCCAUUCGUUAGCAAAUUGUUCGUCUUUAAUAAUUCCGGUGUCACUAGAAAACCGGAAAUUCGGCAUGUAGAAGGCGAUUCCGUCACACUUACUGUUGCAGAAUGUGAUCUUGAUUUUGAUGAUCUGACCGGAGAUCAUCCUCGGAAAUGUGAAUACUUUUAUCCACUGAUACCUCCAUUGGGAACGGCGGUUAAAGGAUCCGAUUAUGUUACGAUCCCACUUUUUUCGAUCCAAAUAACCAUCUUUCCAGGCUUCGGUAUCGCGAUCGGAAUGACGAAUCAUCAUAGCCUUGGUGAUGCUAACACACGGUUCGGUUUCUUGAAGGCGUGGGCUACGAUUGCUUGUUCCGGUGGAGAUCAGUCGUUCUUGGCCAAUGGAUCUCUACCAAUCUACGAAAGAUUGAUCGACAUUCCGAAAUUAGAUGAAAAUAAGUUGAGACAUACAAGGGUUGAAUCUUUUUAUCAACCUCCGAGCCUUGUUGGUCCAACCAAGGUUCGGGCCACAUUUGUGUUGACCCGAACAAAUAUUGAUCGGUUGAAGAAACGGGUCCUAACCCAUCUGCCAUCGUUGGAAUAUGUAUCAUCUUUUACGGUAACCUGUGGUUAUAUAUGGAAUUGCAUUGCGAAAUCGCUUGUUAAAAUGGGAGAAAAAAAGGGUGACGAUGAGUUAGAACAGUUCAUUCUGACAGUCGAUUGCAGGUCUCGAUUGGAUCCGCCGAUUCCGGUGAACUACUUCGGCAACUGUACAGCACCAUGUAUUACAACGAUCCAAAACGUUGUCUUAACGGGUGAAAAAGGAUUCGAAAUCGCUGCUAAAUUGAUAGGAGAGAGUAUAAACAAAAUGGUGAAUCAUAAAGACGGAAUCUUAAAAGAUGCCGAGAGGUGGCACGAAGGUUUCAAGAUUCCGGCAAGGAAGAUUGGGGUCGCCGGUACACCGAAGCUCAAUUUCUACGACAUCGAUUACGGGUGGGGGAAGCCCAAAAAGUGUGAAACCGUUUCGAUUGAUUAUAACGGAUCGGUUUCUAUAAAUGCAUGCAAAAAUUCGACACAAGAUCUGGAAAUUGGAUUGUGCCUUUCGAGUAUGCAAAUGGAAGCUUUUGCUAAUAUCUUUAACGACGGAAUCGGGAAUAUUCUGUCGUAA